CCCUCCCUGGCUGACGGCUCGCUCUCUCCCUCCUUCCCACAGAUGCAGUCACUAACUUCCUGUGAGUGUACCGUGUGCCGGGACUGUUUCAAGAAUUAUUUCACGUUCACCGUGCGGGAGAAGCACAUCAAAAACCUUGUGUGUCCAGGCUGUUCCAAACCCGAUAUUGACGACGAGGGACAGCUCCUCAGCUACUUCUCCACCCUCGACGUGCAGUUGCGGGACUGCCUGGAUGUUGAUGUCUACAACCUCUUCCACAAGAAGCUGACAGAGCGGACGCUGAUGAAGGACCCCAACUUUAAGUGGUGCACUCACUGCUCGAACGGGUUCAUUUACGACGGGAACCAGAGCAAAGUGAUGUGCCCGCAGUGCAAAGGCAGCUUCUGCUUCGAGUGUAGGAGGCCGUGGGAACCACAACACCAGGGGAUCAGCUGUGAGGAUUUCCAGAACUGGAAGAGGGAGAACGAUCCUGAGUACCAGGCACAGGGCCUGGCAGCCUACCUGAAGGAGAACGGGAUUGACUGUCCAAACUGUAAAUUCCGAUACGCACUGGCGAAAGGGGGCUGCAUGCACUUCAGGUGUUCACAGUGUCAGCACGAAUUCUGCAGCGGAUGUUAUAACACCUUCCUGAACAAGAAAAAAUGCAUGGACCCAGCGUGCCGCCUGAAGGAGACCCUGCAUGCACACCACCCUCGGGACUGUCUGUUCUAUCUCAGGGACUGGCCAGUGAACAGACUAAAGACUCUGCUGCAGAACAACAAGGUGACGUUUGACACAGACCCUCCCACUGGUGCUGAGCUGACACCAGGAGGUCGCUGUCGGGUCAUGGAGCAGAGGGAAGUGGGGGACAAUCUCACCGAUGCACCAUGUGGGGCAGAAGCUCACAACGGACAUGCAGGACUGUGCGAGUCCCACUAUAAGGAAUACCUGGUCAGUCGCAUUAACAGCCAUUCGCUCGACCCGGCCCAGCUCUUCAAUGAGGAAGAGAUGCAGCGACACCUGGCACGGUAUGGCAGAGUGCAGCCACCCAGAGCAGCGGGCGAGGAUGAAGCUACAUACAGGAACCGGCUGUUCCAGGCCAUCACCAGUAUUCCACUGGGAGACAAGAUUCCAAGGGUGAGGAAGUGAGCUCAGAUCCGGAAUUCUACCUGAAUCAAGACCAAGAAUAAAGUUUAUUCAAUAAAGCAAUUGCAAAAUGGA
Molecule: messenger RNA, 1200 nt
Organism: Stegostoma tigrinum
Lineage: Eukaryota; Metazoa; Chordata; Chondrichthyes; Orectolobiformes; Stegostomatidae
Product: E3 ubiquitin-protein ligase RNF31
Exons: 11
Coding region: 43-1128 (361 amino acids)
Biological process (GO): protein linear polyubiquitination
Cellular component (GO): LUBAC complex
Molecular function (GO): K48-linked polyubiquitin modification-dependent protein binding; linear polyubiquitin binding; ubiquitin protein ligase activity
Source: RefSeq, a predicted model, not a curated record